AAAGGGAACCGAAUAUGACCAGGGAUGUGGAACACGUUUCUCAUUCGAUACCCAACUCUCGGACCUUUCGUUUCGGCCAGCUUCUAAAUUUUCCAAAAUUCUAAAUUUUUCUUCGAAAUUAAUUUGGCCAAAUAAACGCUCGACGGGCUCAAGAUGUGUGACGGAUGUGGAUCGUUGGAGCCGCGCGGAUGCCGCAGCCGGGAGUUGCGAUGCGGCAUCAUGUACACCACCUGCGACUGCGUGAAGCGGAACGGCCUGCAGGACAAGUGUCCGCGCUCCGCCUGCCAGGGCAGACCGGCCUGCCUGUGCUUCCCCUUCCCCACCUGCGGUCCGGCGGCCUUCCCGCUGCGCUACGCCAACAUGAUGAUGGGCGUGAACAACAAGCGGAUGCGCUGCGCCGCCACCGGAGCGCCAAACGGUGGCGCUGGAUGCGGCGGACGCGUUGCCGGCGGCUGCUGUGGAUGCGGUCCAUGCUGCUGAGCUAAAUGCCCACAACGCUGAUCCGUCAACAAGGAUAGCAUGUCCUGGGCUUGGUGAGCGCAGGUGUAGGAUCAAUGGACCAAAUGCUGUUGCCAGGCCCCAAAUCCUUCAGUAUGACCUCCUUCCGCAUCCCGUCGCGUGUGGUUUCUAAGUAGUUCCUGGCAAGUGUUUUGAUCGGAUCCUGAUGGGGCCACCUUCCUUGGCCGGACAUGUUGUCGUUUUGUGGCGCACUUUUGGUUGAUAAUAAAUUGCAAGAUGACUUAAAUCAAGAUGGAGCCAGCUGCGGAAUACCCAAUACUUGAUGGACUCAAAGCUUUUGGGCUCCAGUGUGAAAUUCGUCCGACUGUCUUGAUUUAAACGCAAUCUUAUGUGGGUAUCUGGAAUCUAUUUGGCAUUUAAUUACAUAAUAAACAAAUUUAAAGUAA
Messenger RNA from Drosophila yakuba, 905 nucleotides. RefSeq lists its product as uncharacterized. Lineage: Eukaryota; Metazoa; Arthropoda; Insecta; Diptera; Drosophilidae. The transcript is spliced from 5 exons. The coding region runs from base 154 to 480 and encodes 108 amino acids. The record is from RefSeq and is a predicted model, not a curated record.